UUAUAUUAUUGUUAUUAUGAGAACAUAAAAGGAAAGAUGAAAGAACAGAUUUGGUCAUUCUCAUCUCUCCCAGACGGCAAAGAAAGGAAGAAAGAACAAAGAAAUUUUCUCUCCAUGCCGUGAGUUCAAUCCGAGAGCUUAAUAUCAAUAUAAUCUCCCAAAGAACCAAAGUGAAACACCUGCAAGCAAAGAGCGACGCGUGAGCACGGCACGAAUGGCGUCGUCUAACGUCGGCUGCUCAUUGAAAAUCUAUGAAGCAAAGGCAAACUAUGUAUCUCCGGCUGCCGGCGGCGGAGGCGGCAGUGCCGUUAUUCAAAUGCGUAUCAAAUUAAGGUAUCAACUUUUCGUCAAAGCCUACGACGUUGAGUUUUUGGUAGAAGAAAUCAUUACCCCGGAAUUUGUGACUGCCGUCUCCGUGCCGUUGGACUGUUUCUUGUCUGGUUCCAGCGUGAUGAUCGUCUCCAAAGUGCUGGCGGACCUCAAGGUAGACGCCAAAGUGAUUGAAUACUCGAGUCCGAAGAUCGCUAAGUUCGUCGUCGAUAUGGCCAAACGUCGGGGCGCAGCCGUUUCGGAUUUUAUGACGGUGGUCGAGGUUUCUAUCAAUAAAACCGAUUAUAUUCGUGAGAAAGAAUUUGAUAGGAUAUCAAUCACAUUGAGUUCAAAAGCUAAAUCAUCGCUUAUGAUGCAGAAUCCGAAAUCAGAGGAGCCGAAUACUUGAUGAA
Molecule: messenger RNA, 722 nt
Organism: Gossypium raimondii (Peruvian cotton)
Lineage: Eukaryota; Viridiplantae; Streptophyta; Magnoliopsida; Malvales; Malvaceae
Exons: 2
Coding region: 215-718 (167 amino acids)
Source: RefSeq, a predicted model, not a curated record